CUCAAAGACACGCUGUUGUUAAAUCCCCACACUGUCAUUUCGCCAGGCGAGGACAUUUCCAAAUUGUGAUUUUUAUCCUCCUCCCCGAGGAUGAAUCCUACGCGUACUUACACCUCCUCUGUCGUGAUGUCGAUUUUGAUUUCAUGAAGGCCCUGCUAAGGUAGUUUACGGUAAAGGUACAACUAGUAAAAAAAGGAGCAUCUAGUACUCUUCACAAACGAUGGACGUCGCUGCUUUGCAGGGGAUCCGGCUGCAGCGCGCGCGCGCAGCUGGCUGGACGCAGUCCGCCACUGCAGGCGGAGGAUGGCAAUGGUUUCAUCCAGGGACUGGGCAGACAUUACAUUCUACCUUAGAUCCUCUUGCUUUUUCCACACAGAAUACCUUGGGAGGAGCGCUUCCGGGAGGCAUCAGUACACCAAUGGUGCCAGUUAUGGUAGUCCCAGUAGUUCCCGGGAUGGUUGGAGUCCCAGUUGGAGUUGCGAGUGUCAUCCCUCCUUCUUCUGGAGUUGCGAGUGUAGGGUCUGGAGUUGCGAGUGUAGGGUCUGGAGUUGCGAGUGUAGGUUCUGGAGCAGCCAGUACGUUUGUGAUGCCUGGCCAACUUCAUCCUACGCAAAAGAAGUCCACGAACCCAGCAUCUUCUGCCGCUGGCUUGAUCGAGAAGAAGCGAAAAGAGCUGUUGCAAAAACAGCAGGAGAAGGAAGAAGCAGAACGACUUGCUCGGUUGCCACCUGCCUUGCGUAAACGACUGGAAGCUAGAGGUGUGAUCAAAAAGAAAGUUGCUGCCACGUCGACAGCUUCAGAAGCAGAUGGAGGUGAUAGCAAAGGAGGUGAUGAAAUUGAUGGCGAUGGCAUAGGGAGUGCCAAGCCAGCUGCACCAGCGGCAGCCGUUCCGCCACCAAUGCGACCCCCACCACCACCUAAAAAGCCGGCUGGACCUGCAGCGAGUGUCCCUGGGCCUGCUCCGUCACCAAAAGGAGCAAUGCCACCACCGUCUUUACCGGCAAAGAAGACUUCCGCAGAAGGAGCAAAUAAGCAAGAUAGUCAUAGUUCAGCAGCUUCAACUUCCACGAGUACGAACCCGUUCAAUCCAGUGAAGAAAAACCUUUUCGCCCUAGACGAAGUCAUGCACUUACCGCCUUCGUCGGGAAUAGCUUCAGGAAUGGCUUCUUCAAGUGGGAUUAGUUCCGUAGGUCUUGGAGGCGCUUACCCAGAAUCCUACUCAGCCAAAGCAGCUAGCGUUUUUGGCGCACAGCAUCUAGAAGAUUUACCACUUCCGCGCUGUUGGCAAAAAUGCAAGUAUGGUGGAAGAACCUUCUUUUGGCAUCCAUUGACGGGUGAAAGAACGUACAAACAUCCUGGAGAACAAGCUGGUAGUGGUGGAGCUGGUGGGGAACAAGAUGACGAUGGUGGCGGUGCUAACUCCAACAACAAGAUGGACAAGAAUAUCGUAGGAGGUCGUAAAAUCUUCGCUUUUGAGGAGAUGAUCAAGGUGACAGAAGGAGAUUUAGGCCGCUUGAUUGGUAAAAACGGAGGAAACCUGAAACUGCUGAAGUGCAGUUUGGGAGAGGAUGAGUCGCAGAUCUUGUGUCCUAAGAAGGGCAGUAAGCCGGAUUCGAAAGCCUUGAAUGGGAGACCUACGUUUACGGUGAAACUGCAAGGGUGCAGUGAAGGAAUAGCGAAGAAGGUACAACUUCUAAGGACUUCUGCAAUGUCGUUUUGUUGUUGCGUAGAAGAUGUUCGUUCUUCUUCGAUUGUUGAAGAUUUUAGUUCUUGAUUUCCACUUGUUGCACUUUGUUCAAGGUAAGUCAGUGCCUCACGAAACUCUUGUACAACUCGUCCUCAUCGUAGUACUCGUCCUCAUGCAUCGGCCACGACAUGAAUUAACGAAACUCUCUCCUCCUUCACCAAACCUCACUCUCCUCCUUCACCAAACCUCACUCUCCUCCUUCACCAAACCUCACUCUCCUCCUUCACCAAACCUCACUCUCCUCCUUCACCAAACGGCUCAGGGCAAGCGUGCGGUGGAUCUGUUCCUGGCUUCUCAAAAACCCAUGGCCGAAUGCAUCAGAGAAGCUGGUCUUACUGUGAAGAAGCCACCUAAUCCUAACAAGGGAGACGACGGAUCAGGAGGUGGACAAGGUCCAGGGGGUCCAGGCCCGUCUGGUGGAGUGAAGAGACCUUUAAAUCAAAUUGCUCUGAACAACGAUGGAAGUGGAACCCAAGGAGGAUCAUCUGCAGCUGGCGCUGCUGGAGCAUAUCAUGAUCCCUACGAUAGUGCAGGAGCAUGGGCUAAAAGGAUGAAACCUUCUGCAGCUUCUAGCUCCAAGGACAAGCUCGAUAUGAUGGAUCCCUCGUCAUAUUCAGACGCGCCUUUAGGAGGUUGGGGUGCCGGGCUGAAGACAACAGCUCAUGGGGAUGAUGUGGAUUUUCAACAGUAUAGAUGAUGUGAUGAAGUUUGUUCCUUGAGCUUACGACACUAUCCACCACCCGAACUUCGAAGGUGAAAACACCUGAAUACAUUUGUUCCCAAACGUCCCAAAUAUUCCCUACAGUCCCACCCUCAACCCGACGCAAAAUAAGAGGACACAAUAAAUUUUACUAAAUGUCGUAUGAUCUAACCAAAACAUAAAGUUAAAGCUUUGACAAGAGUCGCC
This is a messenger RNA of Amoebophrya sp. A25, 2654 nucleotides long. The record is from the annotation of a GenBank genome assembly. Lineage: Eukaryota; Dinophyceae; Syndiniales; Amoebophryaceae.